AAUGUAAUUAGAUUACCAAAAUGAAUUUGACAGCGGUGAUGAUUCUAUAGAGGUGGAAAAAUAAUAUUCUUUAUAAGGGUAUAUACUUAUUGAAUAGAAUUAAUAGUGUAGAGAUCCUAGAAAUUAGGGAUGUUAUUUAAGUGAUCACAAAAGAUGUUUAAGAGCUCUCAGAGGAAUUAUAUUUUAAUGAAGACAAUACUUUUGAAGUAAUAAUUCUUGGUAAUAAAGCUACUUAUGCACUAUAAUUGGAAUAGAGAAGAUGUCACAUAGAAUUAUUUCAUUAAUUAAGAGGCAUUAUUGGCUGAAUUAAAAGCAAAAGGAAUUUUUAAUAAUCACGAAAAAAUCAUUUAUAAUGGAAUAACAGGAUGUUGUUAAGUUUGUUGGUUUGAAGGAAACUUAAUUCAAUUAGGAUGCAGUCAUAAAUUUUGUUAAUCUUGUAUUGAACAGACCAUAAAGUAGAGAGUGUAUUAGGAUAAAUUCCUAGUAGCAAGAUGCUUAUAAGAUGGAUGCACUUACAGAUUGCCUUUCUCAAUGCUAAAAAAAUAUUCCAAUGCCUAAGAAUUUGAGAAUUUACUAUGCAGAAGAUUUGUUGAUUGUUCAAGAUAUCUAGCUUAUUGUACAGGAGUGGAUUGUAAUAAGAUUUUGAAGCCUUAAUACACUUCAGUGAAAGAAGUGACAUGUGUAUGUUAGAAUAAGUUUUGUUUCUAUUGUAAAGAAGAUCUUCAUCCUCCAUGUCCUUGUGAUUUGGUUAAGAAAUGGUUAGCUGAAAUUAAAAAGGAUGAGGCUAAUGUAAGAUGGAUUGUUGUUAAUACAAAAUCAUGUCCUUUUUGUAAAAAACCAGUUGAGAGAUCAGAAGGUUGUAAUUAUAUGAUGUGUAAACCUCCAGGAGGAUGUGGAAAAGCUUUUUGUUAUGUUUGUUCUUAACCAUGGGAACCUGAUCAUAAAGAUCAUUUUAAAUGCAAUAAAUAUGUGGCUCCUACUGCCAAUAUUGAGAAAGAGAAAGAAGUUUUACAAAGAUAUAAUUUCUAUUAUGAAAGAUUCUUAAACUCUUAAGCUGCCAAAGAAAAGGCUAUGUAGAGAUUGAAACAAAUUAAGGAAUAAUAUAUCACUUCGAUAUUUAAGCAUUACUAAUUUACAUAUUAGGAUAGUCAAUUCUUAGAGGAAGCAAUGAAAGAAUUAAUUCAAUCUAGAGUUGUAUUAAAAUGGUAUAUAUAUAAAUAUUUAAUUAUUAGGUCUUAUUGUAUUGGUUACUAUAUAUCUAAAACAAAUUAAUAGUCAGCAAAAUUAUUUGAUCAUUAUUAAGAACUCUUUGAACAUGCCUGUGAGACCUUGGCUAUCUCAUUGAUAAAACUAUUUGAUGAAAUUGAAAAAUUAGAACAUACAUAAUCAGAAAAACCAAUUCAUGAAUAAAAAAAAGAUUUUAUAGAGAAAAAAGAGAGAAUUCAAAAUGCUUCUUAAAAAUGUUGCAAAAUGAGAUAAAAUCUAGAGACAGCAAUCUAUUAAGGUGAAAUUUACAAGUGA
This is a messenger RNA of Paramecium pentaurelia, 1521 nucleotides long. NCBI's taxonomy places the organism in Eukaryota, Ciliophora, Oligohymenophorea, Peniculida, Parameciidae. The record is from the annotation of a GenBank genome assembly.